AUGUAUUCCUUUAGUUCCGCCAGAGGAGCAAGAAACGAUUCAGCAAAAGUUGCUGUUCUAAUCACCGAUGGAAAAAGCUCCGUUUCCAACCAGCCCGACAAACUUAAAGCCAUGGGGGUCACGAUAUUUUGUGUCGGGGUAGGAACUGGUAUAAAUUCAAUUGUUCUGAGAUCUGUUGCCACACACAACGACUACACGUAUCUGACAAUGUUUGAUUUGUUGCCUUUGUUGACGAACGAAUUGUCCAACGAAACCUGUGGAGAAGACAUAAACGAUUGCCUAGGUGAACCUUGUCUUACAUGUAAUGGUGGGACAUGCGAGGAUCAGUUCGGAAAAUAUAUUUGUCACUGUCUGAACGGAAAUACAGACCCUAACUGCUAUGUUCCAGGUUUACCAAAUGUAACAAUAGGAUCCAGUCUAGUAGUAUAUAUUGGAUCAUCUGCCAUACUACAUUGUUACGUCACAAGCACGACAAAUAUAUCUUCUGUUACAUGGCACUAUCAGAAAAAAGGCAUCACAACCACUAUCAACACUGGCAAUACCACUAAAUAUAGCGGCAGCACUGUAGGGACACCGUCUCUUACCGUUAAAAACGUUCAAGUUGAAGAUAUAGGAAACUAUAGAUGUUUGGCUCAAAACUCAGCAGGCAUAGGCCAAAGUGCAAAAAUGAUCUUUCUAGAUUUAAAGCGAGGUUUCCCUGUGAUUUACCUGCAAAGAACAAAAUACGCUGUCAACGCUAGCGAUAGCGUGUCCCUGUCUUGCAAAUUUUCCUCCAGUUACCCUCCCGUUGUUGAGGUUGAUUGGUACAAAGACGAUGCACCAAUCAAUCCGAUGUCUAAUGGUAAAUAUUCCGGCGGAACAACUCUUUCUCCAAACCUCAACAUAACGAAUUUCCAGGAAGAAGACCAGGGUUACUACCAUUGUUCCGUGUAUAACCAGUAUGGAACCAGAAAUAGCUCUGACAUAGCCGUGUACUUACUUAGAGAUGUUCCAGCAGUUCUAGGGGAUCAAACAUCACUACUGGCUUCAGGGCGUUACAUUGUUCUGAAUUCUACCAGCUACACCGUCAACAAAAGUGCAGACGUCAUACUUUCCGUAUCUGUUUAUGCCAACCCAGAUCUUUUAAGUUUGUCGUGGCAGAGAAGUUCUUAUUCCUACUCCUACUUUAAUGACAUGAAUACGACAUUUAAUGCCAAAUACGACGGCGGAACACUAGAUUCUCCGUCUCUCGUCAUUCGUAACGUCAGCAUGGAGGAUAAAGGAUAUUACCGUCUAAAUGUGUCCAACGCUAAAGGCACAACUAUAAGUUCGAGCAUUUACUUAAAUGUUAUUGUCCGUUUACCUAUUGUAACAACGCAGCAGACACACUUUUACUACGUCUAUUCGGAAACUAAUCUCACAUUUGAGGUUAACGUCACGUCCGAGUUACCCAUGGUUUCGGUCAGUUGGGAGAAACGCAGCGCCUCCUACCCAUACACAUAUACCUUGAUUGAUGUAACAGACAGCAGAUUUUCUGGCGGAACGAUGAAUGCCCCCUCGCUGACGAUAAACAGUGUCCGUGGGAUAGAUGCUGGAUAUUUUAGGUUCAACGCAACAAAUGUCUACCGUCAGUUACCACUGGAACAAGGAAUUUCUACAUGUAUUCUGGUGGAAAUGUCACAUUUGAAGUCAACAUUACAUCCUUGA
Saccostrea cuccullata (small rock oyster) is the source of this 1686-nucleotide messenger RNA. Its product is annotated as muscle M-line assembly protein unc-89-like. Gene Ontology annotation, molecular function: calcium ion binding. Gene Ontology annotation, cellular component: neuron projection. The coding region runs from base 1 to 1686 and encodes 561 amino acids. The transcript has 8 exons. The record is from RefSeq and is a predicted model, not a curated record. Lineage: Eukaryota; Metazoa; Mollusca; Bivalvia; Ostreida; Ostreidae.